Arachis stenosperma is the source of this 1168-nucleotide messenger RNA. RefSeq names its product stem-specific protein TSJT1-like. Bases 127 to 813 code for a protein of 228 amino acids. NCBI's taxonomy places the organism in Eukaryota, Viridiplantae, Streptophyta, Magnoliopsida, Fabales, Fabaceae. The transcript has 5 exons. The record is from RefSeq and is a predicted model, not a curated record.
UUCAUUUCCCAUUCCGUUCCCAGCCUUUGUGAGACAAAACAGGGGAAAAAAAAAAGAGAAAGAAAGAAACGGUUUUGUAUUUUUAUUUUAUUUUAUUUUAUUUUUGUAGAGAGAGAGAGAGAGAGAAUGUUGGGAGUGUUCAGCAGCUCGAUUGUGUCGCCACCGGAAGAGCUGGUGGCGGCCGGAAGCAGGACUCCUUCGCCGAAGAUAACGGCCGGAGCUCUGCUGAAGAGGUUCGUGGAGAGCAAGCCGUCGUCGGUGUCGGUGCAGAUCGGGGAGGAUGCGCAGUUAGCUUACACGCACCACAGCGAGACGCCAUGGCAACCAAGAUCAUUUGCUGUUAAGGAGGAGAUUUUCUGCAUGUUUGAGGGUGCCCUUGACAAUUUGGGCAGCUUGAAACAACAGUAUGGACUGGCCAAGUCUGCCAAUGAAGUUCUUUUGACCAUUGAGGCUUACAAAGCCUUGCGUGAUAGGGCACCCUACCCUGCCAAUCGCGUUGUUGGCCAUCUCAGUGGAAGCUUUGCUUUCAUUCUUUUUGACAAGUCCACCUCUACCCUCUUUGUAGCUUCUGAUCAAGCUGGUAAGGUUCCUCUGUAUUGGGGAAUAACAGCUGAUGGAUACGUAGCAUUUGCUGAUGAUGCUGAUAUUCUUAAAGGUGCUUGUGGAAAGUCACUUGCUGCUUUCCCUCAAGGAUGUUUCUACAACACAGCAGUUGGAGGAUUAAGAUGCUAUGAGAAUCCUAAGAACAAGAUUACUGCAGUACCAGCUGAGGAGGAGGAAAUCUGGGGAGCAACCUUCAAGGUAACAACAUGACACAAGUUUCGGUGGAGGGACCAGCAGUUGUUGCAGCUACAGAGUAGAUGUUUUUGUUGAAGUGGGGUUUCCACAUAAUGAUGUAUCAGAGUAAUGUGUUUAUGUGGUUAUCACUGCAAGGCAUGCAUGAGGGGCCAUGUAAAUACCCUUCCUUUGAAUGAUAAAUCAUAAAUGUGAGAAGAGUGCAUCUAGUAGUGUAACUUAAUGUGUUCCUGUAUCUUGUUCUUUAGGUUAGCCUUUUACUCUCUUUCCAUUGUACAGUGUAUGUAGCUCUUCCCCAUGUAAUAAAACUAUGCGUUUGGCUUGGGAUUCUGUAAUACUCUCAUUCCAUGUAAUGCAUCUUAACUUUAUUAUA